Fonsecaea multimorphosa CBS 102226 is the source of this 2778-nucleotide messenger RNA. RefSeq lists its product as uncharacterized. The record is from RefSeq and is a predicted model, not a curated record. Lineage: Eukaryota; Fungi; Ascomycota; Eurotiomycetes; Chaetothyriales; Herpotrichiellaceae. Gene Ontology annotation, molecular function: catalytic activity. The coding region runs from base 1 to 2778 and encodes 925 amino acids. Gene Ontology annotation, cellular component: cytosol; alpha,alpha-trehalose-phosphate synthase complex (UDP-forming). The transcript is spliced from 2 exons. Gene Ontology annotation, biological process: trehalose biosynthetic process; fungal-type cell wall organization; cellular response to heat.
AUGGUCACCCAUACAGCUUCACCCAGUCAAGUCCUUCGUGCGGACAAUGAUCCUCCAGGCCAGAGACCGGAGUUGACAAGCGAACCGGAGAAGAUAUCGUCAGAACCAGAACGACCAACGACCUCUUAUUUCUCUCUGCCUCAAAAGCAGUCCACCAAUGAGUCCGCAGCUUCAGAAUCCCCUGCAGAGGUUGCGAAGGGGGCAAAGUCCGGCAGGGAAUUACUGCGCCGGCUCAGCCUUGUUGACUCUAGAGGUGCUGAGGCCUUUGAGGUCGACCCUCGAACGGCUUAUCCUGGACUGCGACUGAGCGGGAAUGUUAUCAGUGCUACUUUCUGCAUUCCUUAUCAACUUACGCACGGAGGGAAUGGUGAAUGGACACUGUCGAGUAGGCGCGGGACUUCUGCAUUGUUUGACUCAUUCGCCCAUCUCUCGUCGGGUAAAACCCCUUGGAACCACACCUUGGUCGGAUGGACGGGUGAGAUCCGCACGCAGCAACAAGCAAGAGCUAUCAGCAUAUUGCAGUCCGAUGCGUCAGCAGCAAUAGCGGCCGCCCAAGCCCCUCACCCCAUCAACAAGUCUGCUGCACCCUAUCCAGUAAAUGGCGCCACGCCAAAUACUCACGUCCCUCAUCCUGAUCAUCUGAGAGUGCCUCGUUCUGACCGGAACCGUCUGGAGAAAAUGCUGGCGAACCAUCCAAAUGGCAAAGUCCUUCCUGUGUGGCUGCCGGAGGGCCCAGGAGACGAGGAUGGUGAAUUCGUCUUCAAAGAUCAAAGCCGGUGGCGGAAGUAUGCAGAGCACGAGCUUUACACUCUUUUCCACUAUCGACACCAUGGUCCUGAUGAUGGCCGAGCCGAGAAGACUUCGUGGGCGGAUUACGUGCAGAUGAACCAGUGCUUUGCCGAUCGAAUUUUACACAUCUAUCAGCCCGGGGACAUUGUCUGGAUCCACGACUACCAUUUAAUGUUGCUACCGAGCAUGCUACGUCAACGCAUCCCCAAUAUCUACAUUGGAUUUUUCCUGCACAUCCCCUUCCCUAGUAGCGAGUACAUGCGAUGUCUGCCCCGACGAAAGGAUAUCUUGACUGGGGCUCUCGGCGCGACAAUGAUUGGCUUUCAAUCAUACAGCUUCUCUCGGCAUUUCAACUCCUGCUGCAAGCGCAUCCUGGGUUUCGAUUCGAGUUCAGCAGGCGUGGACGCGUAUGGCGCUCACGUUGCUGUGGAUGUGUUUCCCAUCGGCAUCGAUGUGGCAGCGGUGCAGAAAACAGCGUUUGGCGAUCCUGUAAUAGAACAAAACAUGACAGCCUUGAAGAAAAUGUACGCCGGCAAGAAGAUUGUUGUUGGUCGAGAUCGCCUCGACACUGUCCGAGGGGUGUCGCAAAAACUGAUGGCGUUCGAGAUCUUCUUGGAACGAUACCCGGAAUGGCGCGACAAGGUGGUUCUGAUUCAGGUGACCAGUCCCACGAGCGUCAUGGAAGAGAAGGUGGACGGGGCCCAUAAGAUUGAACACAAGAUCUCAAAUCUGGUGUCGAGGAUAAAUGGCGAAUACGGGUCGUUGAGCCACUCCCCAGUGCAGCACUAUCCGCAAUAUCUCUCUUCACAAGAAUAUUUUGCUCUACUCCGGAUCGCCGACGUGGGACUUAUCACCAGUGUUAGAGACGGUAUGAACACGACCAGUCUGGAAUAUGUCAUCUGCCAGAAAAACAACCACGGACCGUUGAUUCUGUCAGAGUUUUCCGGGACUGCGGCCAGCUUGAGCAACGCCAUCCACAUCAAUCCGUGGGACCUGGGUGGUGUGGCCGAUGCACUGAAGCAGGCACUUGAGAUGCCCGAAGCUCAAAAGAAGAGCAAUCACGAGAAACUCUACAACUACGUGACGACCCAUAAUGUCGCGACUUGGUCAAACAGUUUCCUUAAACGUUUGCUUACCAACCUCACCUCGUUCACUCAGAGCGAUCUUACGCCGGCACUGGACCGCAACCGGAUGGUUCAACAAUACCACGCUGCAAAGAAACGGCUUUUCAUGUUCGACUAUGAUGGCACACUCACGCCGAUCGUGAAAGACCCCAAUGCGGCAAUCCCGUCUGACCGAGUCAUUCGUACUCUCAAGGCCCUUGCAGCCGACCCGCGCAACAACGUCUGGAUUAUCAGUGGCCGCGAUGCCUCGUUCCUCGAAGAAUGGAUGGGUCAUAUUAGCGAGCUGGGCUUGAGCGCUGAGCACGGCUGUUUCCUACGACGGCCCGGGUCGGAGACAUGGGAGAACCUUGCUGCGGCGAUGGACAUGGGGUGGCAGAAGGAAGUCAUGGACGUCUUUUCGUACUAUACAGAACGCACUCAGGGAUCAUGGAUUGAGAAGAAACGGGUUGCACUGACAUGGCACUAUCGGCAAGCCGACCCUGAUUUUGGCGCUUUCCAGGCAAGGGAGUGUCGCAAGGCAUUGGAGGAGAAUGUGAUGAAGAACUGGGAUGUUGAAGUCAUGAGUGGAAAGGCCAACUUGGAGGUGAGACCGCAGUUUGUGAACAAGGGCUUCAUCGCGACGAGGUUGAUUAAUGAAUACGGAUAUGCGAGGGGUGAACCGCCGGAGUUUGUGUUGUGUUUGGGGGAUGAUCAGACCGACGAAGAUAUGUUCCGCGCCCUCCUCAAGACAGAUCUUCCCAAAGAACACGUCUUUGCGUGUACAGUGGGCGCCAGCAGCAAACGCACCCUGGCGGCAUGGCACUUACUUGAGCCGAGUGAUGUUAUUGCGACAAUCGCGGCGCUGAACAAGACAGAGAACUUGUAG